This is a messenger RNA of Colius striatus (speckled mousebird), 11007 nucleotides long. RefSeq names its product thyroid hormone receptor interactor 11 (gene TRIP11). The coding region runs from base 314 to 6166 and encodes 1950 amino acids. Gene Ontology annotation, molecular function: small GTPase binding. Lineage: Eukaryota; Metazoa; Chordata; Aves; Coliiformes; Coliidae. The transcript is spliced from 20 exons. Gene Ontology annotation, cellular component: Golgi apparatus. Gene Ontology annotation, biological process: Golgi organization; endoplasmic reticulum to Golgi vesicle-mediated transport. The record is from RefSeq and is a predicted model, not a curated record.
GCCGCGCACGCGUGACAGCCGCCGCGGCGGCGCUCUAGGCGGCUGCGGCCGCUGUCGAUGGUGUUAUGGCGGCCGUUGAGGUGGCAGAAGCGGCGGCAGCCGAGAAGAGCCGCUGAGCCGUGCCGUAACGAGCAGUGCCGAGGAGAUGUGUGCGGCGCUGGCGGAGUGGUUGCCGAGACUGGUCUGGUGAACCCGUGGCAAGAGCCUUGAACCCCCCGCCUCUAGUGAGGUGCAGGGAGGAGGAGCCAGUUGCCAGCUGUGUGGGCGCCCGGAGCGAGGCUGAGUGAGGCCCGGAGUCCUCUGAGCGGCGGCGAUGGCGUCGUGGUUGGGCGGGCUGGGCUCGGGGCUGGGGCAGUCCCUGGGACAGGUCGGGGGCAGCCUGUCUUCGCUCACCGGCCAGAUCUCCAGCUUCACCAAGGACAUCCUGCUGGAAGGCGCGGAGGAAGUGGGCGAUGCAGCAACAGAACUCUAUGUGUCCAAUUCUAGGCUCAGAGAAAUAGAGAGUAUUAAUGCAGCACAAAAGUUGGAAAAUGAGAGACUGAAAAAAGUUUGCAGCGAUUUAGAAGAAAAGCAUGAAGCAGCAGAACUUCAAAUAAAGCAAUUAUCUGUAGAGUAUCGAAAUCAGCUUCAACAGAAGGAGGUGGAAAUCAGCCAUUUGAAAGCUAGACAGAAUGCACUGCAGGAACAAUUGCAGAAAGUGCAGACAGCUGCUCAGUCAGCACAGUCAGGAGCUGGUUCACCACCAGCUGCUACAUCAGCUACCUAUGUUCCAGCAGUCAGACAUCCCACAGGUUUUGAAGGAGACGACAUGGAUUUUGGAGAUAUAAUCUGGUCACAACAAGAAAUAAACAGAUUGUCCAACGAAGUUUCUAGACUUGAAUCUGAAGUUGACCACUGGAAGCAGAUUGCACUGUCUUCGAAAGGGCAAGGGAGGAAUGAUGCUGAACAAAGUGAAAUAUGCAAACUGCAAAAUGUUGUUAAGGAACUCAAACAGAAUUUAAGUCAAGAAAUAGAUGAACAUCAGCAUGAACUUUCAGUAUUGCAGGAUGCACACAGACAAAAGCUAGUUGAGAUAAGCCGUCGACACCGAGAAGAGCUGAGUGAAUAUGAAGAGCGAAUUGAAGAACUUGAGAAUCAGUUACAGCAAGAUGGUGUGAGUGCUCGUGCCAUGGAUAACUCUAAAAUAAGCAUACAGCAAAACAAUUCUCAGAGUCUAGACGGAGGAAAAGUAGACAAGUUGCAGAUUGUAAAGGACCUAGAGGAUGAAAUAAGAAAAUUAAAUCACAAAUUAUCUUCUGCCAAAGAAGAAAACAAAAAUCUUCUGAAAGAGCAAGAAUUGGCAAAGGUAGAAAAAAUCCAAAUAAUGCAAGAAUGUGAAAAUCUUAAAUCCAACUUGAGUAUGCUUCAAAGUUCUGUUGCAGAGCAAGAUGCUCUCCUGAAAGAACAGGAGAAGAAGCUCCGGUCAAAGACAUCACUACCAGAAGAUGUUAUCAGACUGCAGCAAGCACUGUUAGAAGCAGAAAAUGAAAUAGCAAGACUUUCAAGUCUAAAUCAGCUUAAGGAGGGACUCACAAGUGCACAACAUGAAAAUGAGAGUAUUCUUUCUGCAUGUACUGAGGAUCAGAAUUCUGAAUUAAGUCAGUUAAGACAAGAUUUAGAAAGGAAAGAACAAGAAUUAAAUGAAAGUAUUGCUGAAAGAGAAACUUUAAUAGCGGAACUGGAAGAACUAGACAAGCAAAAUCAAGACGCUACUCAGCAUAUGAUUACACUGAAAGAGCAGCUGUCGAAACAACACACAGAAACUGAUUGUGUCAUCAAACAGCUGAAAUUUGACAUAGAUUUUGAAAGGAAGAAGGUAUCAGAGUUAGAAACUGAGAAGAUGGAAACCAUUCAGGAAUUAGAUAGUCAGAAAGAAAAACUAAGCCAGUGUUCCUCUGCACUUAAAGAUUUGCAUAUAAGUAAGCAGCAGCUUCAAGAUAAUAUUAAACAUCUUCAGCAACAAUUAAGGGAAACCCAGGGCUGUAAUUUGCAUAAUAAAAAAGAAAUUGGAGAGUUGCAGCAGAAACUAAAAGAAAGAGAGGAGGAACUUUCUUUAUACUCAAGCAAGUUAACAGAAAAAAGUACUCAGGAAUCUAACAACAUUUGCCAAGAUCUGAUUCUGAAAGAAAGAGAAGUAGAAAUUGCAAAGCUGCAGAAUGAUAUUUUAGAAAAGAAACAAAUAAAUGAAGACUUAAAGAAAUCUCUGUCUGAUCUCAGAACAGAAAAUGGAAAGCUGAUAACAGCCAUUGAAGAACUAAAAGGAGAGUUAAGUGAUGCCAUUUCUGAGAAAAACAAAAUUUACUUGGAAAAAGACACUGUUGCAGAGGCUCUGAAAAUGGAAAAAAGACAGUUGGAGAGUGAAUUACACCAGUCGGAAAAGAGGAUUUUGGAACAAGCACAGAAGUAUAAGCAAACUAUUGAGGAAUUAUCAAAUGCACGUAAUAUGGAUACUACUGUGUUGCAGCUUGAACAUGAGCGUCUGGUUAAACUCAGUCAAGAGAAAGACUUUAAGAUUGCUGAACUUAAAAGGAAUAUUGAGCAAAUGGAAACUGACCAUCAAGAAACAAAAGAGAUGUUGACUACUAGCUUAGGAGGACAGAAGCAGUUGACAGAACUCUUAAAAGAAAAAGAGGUAUUUAUUGAAAAAAUGAAAAAUCAAACCUUACAGAUGAAGCAGGAACUUGAGGAAUAUAUGAAAGCUUCAAAAAAGCAGGAUGUCUUGAAACAGAACUUGGAGGAAAAAGACAGAAAUCUUGCAGUCAUGAAGGAGGAAAAUAAUCAUUUGAAAGAAGAGAUUGAACGCCUUAAGGAUCAGCAAAGUAGAUCUAUGCCUGUGGUUGAGCCUAAAACUCUAGAUAUUAUUAUUGAACUUGAAAGUGAGGUAACACAGUUAAAAGUGAUAAAGACUAACCUUGAAGAAGAAAUGGAAGUUCACAAAAAAACAAUAGAAGAUCUGAAUCAAACAACAGCACAACUUCAACAGUCUUUGCAGGAGCAAAGAAAGGAAAUAGAUGAAUCUAAAUUUCAGUGUGAGCAAAUGAAUGUCACACAUGAAAGACUUUCCUUAGAGAAAGACGAGGAAAUUAAAAAUUUGCAGAGAACAAUUGAACAAAUUAAAACUCAGUUACACAAAGAGAGACAGAUCAUUCAGACUGAUUCCUCUAAUCUUUUUCAGGAAACCAAAGUUCAGACUCUUAAUGGAGAAAAUGGAAAUGAAAAACAUGACUUAUCUAAAUCUGAAAUUGAAAGACUGGUAAAAGGUAUCAAAGAAAGGGAAAUGGAGAUAAAGCUUUUAAAUGAAAAGAAUGUUUCUUUAAGUCAGCAAAUUGAUCAGUUGUCUAAGGAUGAAGUUGGCAAACUUACUCGGAUCAUUCAAGAGAAGGAUUUAGAAAUUCAAGCUCUUAAUGCUAGAGUUUCCUCUGCUUCCUAUAGGCAAGAUGUUCUUUGUCUUCAGCAGCAGCUGCAAGCAUAUGUUAUGGAAAGGGAACAAGUACUAGCAGUUCUAAGUGAAAAGACAAGAGAAAACAGUCAGUUAAAAACAGAGUAUCAUAAUAUCAUGGAUAUGGUCGCUGCUAAAGAAGCAGCUUUGGUGAGGCUGCAAGAAGAGAAUCGGAAGUUAUGCAAUAGAUCUGAAAACAGCAGUCAGGACAUGUCUCGAGAAACAAUUCAGAAUUUAUCCCGUAUCAUUCGAGAAAAAGAUAUUGAAAUAGAUGCUUUAAGUCAAAAAUGCCAAACCUUAUUGACUGUUUUGCAGACAUCCAGUACAGGUACUGAUAACGGGUCAGGAGGUGUUAACAGUAACCAGUUUGAGGAACUUCUACAAGAACGUGAUAAACUAAAACAACAAGUAAAGAAGAUGGAGGAGUGGAAGCAACAAGUAAUAACCACAGUUCAGAACAUGCAACAUGAGUCAGCUCACCUCCAAGAAGAGUUACACAAGCUUCAAGCACAAAUUUCAGUUGAAAGUGAUAGUAAUUCAAAGUUGCAGGUGGAUUAUAAUGGCUUGAUUCAGAGUUAUGAACAGAACGAGCGAAAGCUGAAAAGUUUUAGUCAGGAAUUGGCACAAGUUCAGCACUGCAUAGGACAGCUUCAUAACACCAAGGAUCUUCUCCUGAGUAAACUUGAUUUAGUAACGCCACCUAUGGCAGCAGCUUCCACCAUUCCACAGCUUUCAGGUGUUCAGUACAGCACUCCUGAAGUACUCAGUGAUGAGUCUAAACUCUUUCAAAAGGAGUUGGAACAACUGAAAAAAAAAUUGCAAGAAAAAGAUUCAACUAUUAGGACUCUUCAGGAAAACAAUCAGCGAUUAUCUGAUUCUGUGGCUACAGCAUCAGAGAUUGAAAGAAAGAGUCAAGAAGAGACUGAGUCAGAGAUGAGGCAGAUCAAAGAAAAACAUGAUGUCUUGCAGAAAUCACUUAGGGAAAAAGACAUAUUGAUUAAAUCUAAAAGUGAUCAGUUACUUUCCGUGAGUGAAAAUCUUAGUAACAAAGAAAAUGAAAAUGAGCUUUUGAAGCAAGCUGUGACUAAUCUUAAAGAAAGAAAUUUAAUUUUAGAAAUGGAUAUUCGAAAAUUGAAAGAAGAAAAUGAAAAAAUUAUUGUAACGUGUAGGGAAAAAGAAACAGAAUUCCGAGCGCUCCAGGAGACUAACAUGCAAUUUUCAAUGAUGCUGAAAGAGAAGGAGUUUGAGUCUCAUUCAAUGAAGGAAAAAGCUCUUGCAUUUGAGAAACUAUUGAAAGAGAAAGAACAGGGCAAGACGGGAGAAUUGAAUCAACUGUUAAAUGAAGUUAAGUCAAUGCAGGAAAGAGCUGUUACUUUUCAGCAGGAGAGAGACCAAGUCAUGGUAGCACUCAAACAGAAGCAAAUGGAAAGCAGUGCACUGCAGAGUGAGAUACAGCACUUGCGUGAGAAAGAACAGCGCCUAAACCAGGAACUGGAGAGGUUACGUAAUCACCUUUUAGAAAUGGAAGACUCCUACACGCGAGAAGCUUUAGCUGCAGAAGAUAGAGAGGUCAAGCUAAGAAAGAAAGUUUUGCUUUUGGAAGAAAAACUUGCAUCCUCAUCUACUGCGGUGGAGAAUGCCAGUCAUCAAGCUAGUCUUCAAGUUGAAUCUUUGCAAGAGCAGUUAAACCUGGUUUCCAAGCAGAGGGAUGAAACAAUGCUACAGCUCACCAUCUCACAGGACCAAGUGAAGCAGUAUGCAUUGUCACUGGCUAACCUGCAGAUGGUACUAGAGCAAUUCCAACUGGAAGAAAAAGCUAUGUAUUCAGCAGAGCUGGACAAGCACCAAAAACAGGCUACAGAAUGGAGGACAAAAGCAGAAAGCUUGGAAGAAAAAGUUGUAUCACUGCAGGAAAGGUUAGGAGAGGCAAAUGCUGCACUGGAUGCAGCAUCAAGGCUUACCGAGCAGCUUGACGUCAAAGAGGAGCAAAUUGAAGAGCUUAAGAAAGAAGGUGAGAUCAGAAGAGAAAUGUUAGAAGAUGUACAAAAUAAGCUAAUGAAUCUUAUGAACAGCACAGAAGGAAAAGUGGACAAGCUUCUGAUGAGAAAUCUCUUUGUUGGACAUUUUCAUACUCCAAAAAAUAAACGUCCUGAAGUGUUAAGGUUAAUGGGAAGUGUUUUGGGAAUAAAAAAGGAAGAACUUGAUCAGUUAUUAACUGAAGACCAAAGAGGAGUUACAAGAUGGGUGACUGGCUGGCUUGGUGGAGGAGCUGGGUCAAAGAGUGUCCCUAGUACGCCUUUGAGGCCAACUCAUGAGAACAUUUUUAAUAGUUCUUUUUCAGAAUUGUUUGUGAAAUUCCUUGAAACGGAAUCUUGCCCAAGCCUUCCUCCACCCAAGCUCUCUGUUCAUGAUAUGAAACCUUUAGGAGUAGCAGGAACUGGUAAAACUAGCACUACUUCGUCCAACAGUCAAAUACAAGAUUCUGCAGCUGUGGGAGUGGGCAGAAGACCGGAUACGAAUCCGUUUUUAGCACCUCGAUCUGCAGCAGUGCCUCUUGUAACACCUGCUAGUAGUUCUGGACAUCUGCUUAUGAAACCUAUUUCUGAUGCAUUACCUACUUUUACUCCACUGCCAGUGUCCCCUGAUGCCAGUGCUGGUGCUGUGCUAAAAGACCUCCUAAAACAAUAGAUGAUCUUGUAUCAGCAUUAUGAUGAUAGCACUUUAAGGAAAAUGAGAACACUAUGCUGUAUAUAAUUUACCACAAUGAGGCCUUCUGUAAAAAGUCAUGUACUUGUCUGCAUCUCGUCCUUGUUUUUCUUUUAAUUGUGAUUUAACCAGCCCUUUGGAUAUCCUAAUGGUGACAUGAAUAGCAGCCUUCUUUAUAGCAAGCAUUCAUUUUGGGUGUUGGAGUGGUGGUGGUUUAGCCCUGGCUGCCACCAAAGCUGCUUUAUCAUUUCCACUACUAAACUGGGCAAGGGAGAGAAAAUGUAACAAAAAGCUUGCAGGUCAAGGUAAGGAUGGGGAGUCCACUUGGCAGUUACCAUCAUGGGCAAAAUGGACUCAACCUGGGAGAACUAGUUUAAUUUACUACCAAUCGGAAUGGAGUGGGGUAAUGAGACAAAAAGAAGUGAAUCUUAAAACACUUCCCCUAACCCCUCCCUUCUUCCUGGGUUUCUGCCACUCCUCCCAGCAGCACAGCAGGACAGGUAAUAGGGAUUGUGGUCCGUUACAUCUUAAGUUGUCUCUGCUGCUGCUUUCUGUCAGGACUCCUCCUCACACUCUGCUCUUUAACUGGGAAAAUAAAUACCUUUUUGCUGAGUUGUCACAAGACAAAUAGAAGAACAUCUAACCCUGAGUUAUACUCCUGUUUUAUGCAUAGACAGCAGUAACUCUUUAAUGUUGAGAGCUGUUUUUCCAUGGAAAUGGUCUGCCAUUGGCAGUGGGCCUUCAAGAACCAGGUACUUGUUUUUUUUUAAAAAAACAAGAGAUUAUAACCUGACACUUGCUUAAAUGUACACUAGGAUAUAUGUCUCUUAUUUACAGAAUUAGACACAUUUGGGGGCAAUUUCAGGCAUGUUCAUCUCUUCUUGCACACCGUACUCUAAUGGUCUAAGAUGUAUAUUUGAGAGACUUUUUAUCUUGCGGGAUUCUGUAGGUCUAACUACAGGCUUAAAGCCUGAAUACAUGUAUAGAGUUUAAAGGGAAGAUGCUUACUUAUGUUAGAUGUGUAAAUAGGCCUUUGUGAGACCAAGGCCAAGGUCAAUUAUUCUGUAAAUUUUGCUGUGAUAACCUGUACACUUUGUUUGGCAGGUAAAGAAUGAAGUUGCAUACUAAAGGAUAAAAGUUACCUUGCAAAAAUCAUCUUCAUAGUGAAUCUGAGAUAAAACAUCUUCUGUUUAAAAUGUAUAAUUUUGAAAUCUUUUUAUAUGCUGUUCCUUGUUUAUUCAGUGUUAAGAAGUGCAAGUUCUAUAUUAGAACUGUCAACCUGUACUUCUCAUUUUCAUUAAGAUCCUGGAGGAAAUUGUUCUUAGAGUUAUAUUUAAAUAAAAUGAAUUACUGAAACUCAUAUUAACCAAAGCAAUGCAAGAAAUCUGCAUUUAUUUGUGUAGAACUUAAAUAGUGAAUUUCUUUUGUUGUCUUGAAAUCUGGUGAAUUUUGGUUUUUUUCUUAAUUCCUUUAUUUACCUUAAGAACUGCUCGAGCCUCUUUUCUCCAGUAUGUUAAUAUUUUGUGGAAGACUUUAUGCAUAUUUGGAAGCAGAUUGAUCAUCGGAUUUUUAUUUUACAUUUUUUACUCUAUUAUAGACAAUGAAUUUGGCAGUUUGGUUUCUAAAGGGAUAGAAGCCACACGCAGUAUACCAAAGUAAAUUCUGCAUUACAUAAUGAGAAUUGGAAAUUACCUCAGCUGAGCACAUUUCUGUUUGGUACUUCAAGUGUACAUCUUCAUCAUCUGUAUUUUAAACUGGACUGGAAUAGGUACUUUUUUUUUAAUAGCAAAUAUAAAGAAAACUGAAAUCAGAUGGCUUCUGUGCAGUCUCUUGUUCUUGUAGUUAUGUCUGUUUAAGGGUAUGUAGCUCCUUCAGAAUAAAAUUGCCAUUUAGUGAUCCAAAGCAGGAGGAGAUGCUUGGUUUUUAAAAACUAUGACUCUUGUAUAUUAUGAAUUGUUAAUGAACUUAUGGUGCUCAAUAUCCUCUGAAUAUACUGAGCAGCUCUUAGCUUUUUUGUGCUAAAUCGUUCUUUAAUCGUAGUUUAAAGGAGGGAGAUCUAAAAUCAAGUGAAGAUAUUGAAGUACUUCAGAGUUCCUUAUUAAGCUACUUUGGAGAGAAGAAAAUCCUCUACAGGAGUGAUACAAGAGAUUGUCAGUCCUUAAGUCCUUGGAGAUCUCUGAACUAGGGAAAAAAUCCCCAUGGCUUAGAGGUUUCUGUUUUAGUGCUUAUUUCACAACUGCAUUGGUGGGUUUUGUUGGUUUUGUCAGGAAUCAAAUGUGCUCUGUGUUUCACGCAGUACUUUCCCACUGAAAAACGUACUUCAUUGCCUUGAUUCUCUCAUCUUUCUUAGACUGUUUCACAGACUAUUCUGAAUUUUCUAGAUUUAUUUUUGUUGAAAGAUUAAUGGAUAUAUUUUUCCUCUAAUUUUUCUUCUGUGUUUACUUUGGGUUUGGUAAUUGUUUCAUAUAUAUUUACCAUACCAGUUUCCCAUAUGUAGGUAUGAGUCAUGUCGUCUUGUUAAUUGUGUGGGUCUUUUGCACAGCAGUGGAGAGGGGACAGGGGGAGCUGGAAUUCUCUGUGGAAUUUAUGAGCAGAUGCAGUAGUUGAAAAAUUCUGUUCUUUAACUUAGUGGUUCUCUUUCACCACGCUUUUGCAAGGAAAAUAGUAUGGUCCUCCCAGUUUGGACAAAGAAGCUGUUAGUUAUCUUUAGUAGUAAGGUAACAGAAUUCUAUUAAAGAAUUAAUUGAGGGUUAGGAUUUUAUGUUCACCUCUCUAUACUCGUUCAUUUUUUGCUGCUGUUUGCUCAUCCAGCAUUCCGUGGAGAUAGAAGGAAGGAACCGGUUGAUCUUUCUAAUUGUUACUGUAAAGGAGUGCAGUUUUUGUCUGUUAAAUGAAAUUCUCCUGCAUUAAAGCAGUUAGUCACAGACAUGUAAUUCAUCACAUUAUAGUGACCAGUAUAGAAAGAUUUGUUUUUUAACCAAGCAUCAGAUCCCAGCUUGCAUUUUAUUAUUGCUGUUUAUUCGUGUUCUUGAUCAUUUUGCAUAUAUAGUUACUAAUAAGACAGGGUACCUGGAAUAUAAUAUAGCAGUGACUGAUAAAGUGGAAGAGACAGAAUGGAAGAUGCUUACCGUGUAACUAUUUCAAAUAGUUUGCAAUUUUAAGCCUUGGUGUCAUCGUACUGCCUACUUUGACUUUAUUGCUACAUUGCCAUAUAAAAGUUCAAGAAUAAUUUUCUCAACUUGUCUAAUCAGGCACAUUAGUAAACCUGAUGUUGCAUCCUCUCAGGUUUUUUAGGUAGAAGAAAAUAUUUUUUGUCACCUAUUUGAAUAAAAAAUACAAACAGUGGUUUAAUAUGGAGAGACAUUAGUAUAGAAAUAGCAGGGAUAGCAGCUUCAUGCAUUCUUCAGACAGAGAAGUCUUUGAUUUAUCUAGACGUUCAAACCAAAGUAGUCUUUGUGUCAAGAUAUUUAGUGUCAAGUUAAUGCUUAAAAAAAACCCAAACCUAUAACCUAUGAAAUAUGUAUAUAUACAGAUAUGGAAGGGGUAGCAGUAGGGCUUGAGAAAUUAAAACCAUUAUAUGUUUUCUGUUUUGGUUUUAUUUUGUUUUCUCUUUCACAGAAUCAUAGAAUGGUAGGGGUUGGAAGGGACCUUUAGAGAUCAUCUAGUCCAACUUCCCUGAUAAAGCAGGUCCACCUCAAUCAUGUUACACAGGAACAUGUCCAGGUGGGUCUUGAAAACCUCCAGAAGAUAUUCCACACCCUCCCUGGGCAAAAUGUGCCAGGGCUCCCUCACCCUUACAGCAAAGAAUUUUUUCCUUGAGUUUAAAUGGAACUUUUUGUGUUCCAGCAUUUGUCCAUUACCCCUAGUCUUGUCACUGGACACUACAGAAGUAAAGUGUCACCUCAUCCUCUUGACAUACAACUUUCAAAUACUUGUAACUAUUAAUGAGGUCUCCCAUCAGUCUCUUCCAGGCUGAACACUCUUAGAUCCCACUUUCCAGUAAAUUUAAUAGUUUUUUGCAUAAUUAGUUGUCUUUCAGGUGGAAAGCUUCUAAUUAGCUUUCUUAGCUGCAAGAAAUAUGUAUGUAUAUUAUAUACAUAUCAGAACUACCAGCUUACAAUUUUUGUUCUAUUGUGUUGUGCCAUUAUAUACUGCCGAAUUUAUUUGCAGACCUGCAAAGCUUAAAUGUAGAGACUAGUAUUGAAUAAAAAAUAAAGGAAUAGACAGCUGCUGGCAUUUUACUUAAAGGAAAAAAUAAUUUUUAUGUGGCAUUCUGUUUACAGUGGUAGAAACACUGAGUCUUGGACUCAAGUUUAUAGAAUUCAGUAUGGCAUUCUGAAUUUCAUUAUCUGAAAGCAUCACUGAGAGAACUCUGAAAUACAUUUUGUAGCACACUAUCAGGGUAAGUAUGCCAGAGAUGAGCCUGUCAUUUGUUGGUUGUGUUAGAUCUGUUGGAAGGCUAAUUUGGAGAAAUUGAUUCCAAAUUGGGAGUUCAGCCAUGCUGCUAAAACUCUCAAACAUUUUGCCAAGCAGAGAAAACUCUUUAUCAAGUGAUUAAAGCCUUAUUUUCCUUAAAGGAAAUAACAAUUGGAAGAUAACUGUUGAUUUUUCAUACAUAAAAAGGGUCAUUUAUCAUUUAGUAAGUGCCCAUAUCAAGUAAUUUAGGGUCAUUCUGUUCCUUCUUAUUGCCUUUUGGGAUUGCUGGUUAAAUCUAAUUUCUUUUUAAAUGUUCACAGAUGUUGUACAUCAUCCUUGAGCACUGAUAGUGAAUUAAUGUUUCUGUAAUGUUGUGUUAAAAUAGCCAUUAAACAGCUUGUCACAGA